This is a messenger RNA of Amaranthus tricolor (Joseph's coat), 1298 nucleotides long. Its product is annotated as psbP domain-containing protein 7, chloroplastic. Gene Ontology annotation, cellular component: extrinsic component of membrane; photosystem II oxygen evolving complex; photosystem II. The record is from RefSeq and is a predicted model, not a curated record. Gene Ontology annotation, molecular function: calcium ion binding. Gene Ontology annotation, biological process: photosynthesis. The transcript is spliced from 3 exons. Lineage: Eukaryota; Viridiplantae; Streptophyta; Magnoliopsida; Caryophyllales; Amaranthaceae. The coding region runs from base 225 to 1163 and encodes 312 amino acids.
GAUGAAAUAUUUUAGCAUUUGUUCUAAAUCUAUAUACGGUAUAUGGUAUACCUAAUAGAUCAUAAGUACACAAAUCCUUAAUAUCCCUUGCCUAAAACCAAGAGGGGAAAUCUCCCCCUCUCGAGAUCCAAACAGUCAAACCUAAAACUACAACAAAUGAUAGCCAAUAAUAUUAGAUAAGCUUAUCUAUUCUGUUACAACUUACAAGGCAAUAGCUAGUGAAAAUGGAACUUGGUUUACGCUUCAUAAAUCAGAAAAUACAGGUUUCAUUUAUUCAAUUGUCAACAUUUAGAUCACAAUCUGUGCUAUUCCAUCCAGCCUCCUACCACUGCUUUACUUCAUCUUCUAAACUUCAUAGAUUAUAUCUUACACAAUCUUCUGGAGACAGGAAAGGCAAUGACACCCAGUUUGGAAGAUCACCUGCCGAACAAUUUGCACCACUCGCAUUACCGUUCCAACGUCGGCUUUUACUAGGUAUUGGGUCAGCCUCGUUAGUAGCAAUUGGAGCUAAUUUCACUGGAAUCACAAGCUUCCUCCUUGGACUUUCACCGGAAACCGGGCGAAAUCUCAAGCUGGAUGUGCUUUAUCCAAUUGGAGGAUAUAGUCGCUGCAUUCAACCAAAUGAAGGAUUUGAGUUCAUAUAUCCGGCCAUAUGGGUUGCCGACCAGACAUUAGUGUAUCGAGCAGCAGAACGGGCAGAACAGGAAAGAUCACUGGAUCCCCUUCCUCUAAACUCUGGUAAGAGGCGGAAGAGGAAUGUGAAUGAACCAGUCAUAGCCUUUGGUCCACCAGGCUCGACUGGUGAGCUAAACAUCAGUGUGAUUGUUUCACCAGUUUCUAAGGAUUUCAGGAUUGAAGCAUUUGGUGGACCAAAAGAGGUAGGAGAAGCUGUUAUUAGGACUAUUACAGCCCCCAAUCGACGCCCAGAUGUGAAGGCUACGUUGCUGAGAUCGAACCUCAGAAUGGAUUCCUCGAAAAAUAUUUAUUAUUAUGAGCUGGAAUUCAAGGUUGAUAGCCCCACAUUUCAGCGCCAUAAUUUGACGGUAUGUUGUGCCCAAAAUGGAAGACUAUACACACUCAAUGCCCAAGCCCCAGAAUCGGCAUGGCAAGAAGUGAAAGAAGAUUUCUACAAUGUUGCUAAUUCUUUUAGUCUCAGUUCAUAAAAUGUGCAUGGAAGUAUGUCAUAUAAAACAUGUUGUAACAGGCAGACGCAGGGGCGAAGUCAGGAUUUUGAAUUAAGAGGGUUAAAUUGUCGAUAUACUAGCAAAUUAUUUAUUACAUAAAAACUAAUUAAACUA